ACCAGCAUAGCUCAAGUACAAGCGCGUAGCAAAAGCCACGAGAAAAAUGGCCAGCCCUUGCUGCAAGGACACCUGCUGCAAGAAAGAACUAGUCGAUGACAUCGCGGGGUGGAUCAAGAUCUACAACGACGGCACAGUGGAGCGGCCCGGCCCUCCUUCGGAGGCACAGCAAUUGGCAUCUCCCGUCGCACCGCACGACGUGCCAUGCAACGGCGUGACGGUGCAUGACAUCCCGGCCGACCCACCCCUCCGCCUGUACCUCCCGGCGGCGGCCCCUUUGAACGGCCGACGCCUCCCCGUGUUGCUCCACUUCCACGCCGGUUCUUUUUGCAUCAGCGAUCCUACUUGGAAGAUGUACCAUUCCUUCUACGCCCGCCUCGCCGCCGAGAUCCCCGUCGCCAGCAUCGUGUCCAUCACUCUCCCUCUGGCCCCGGAGAACCCGCUUCCUGCGGCCAUAGCUGCCGGCUAUACCUCCAUUGACUGGUUGAAAUCGCUUGCUCGACCUGUGCUGCCCAACGAGCCAGUCCCUGAGCCAACGUAUGACCCCGUAAACAGGCUCAGGGACAUCGCGGAUUUGUCACGUGUGUUUCUGAUAGGUGACAGCAAUGGUGCUAACCUGGCGCUCCAGGUUGCCGCUGGGUUCAGCUCGGCGGAGCCGGGGUACUGGGGCCCCGUUCAGCUCAUCAAGCGAGACAACCAACAAAGCUCAAGCACAAGUGCGUAG
Messenger RNA from Lolium perenne, 724 nucleotides. Its product is annotated as probable carboxylesterase 6. Lineage: Eukaryota; Viridiplantae; Streptophyta; Magnoliopsida; Poales; Poaceae. The record is from RefSeq and is a predicted model, not a curated record. Gene Ontology annotation, molecular function: hydrolase activity.